CCACGAUAUCUGACCAACUCGGGGGUAGCAGAAACCGGCGUCGGCGAUGGGUCGUGUAAUCCGUGCUCAGCGUAAGGGUGCUGGUUCGGUCUUCAAGUCCCACACGCACCACCGCAAAGGUCCUGCGAAGUUCCGGAGCCUCGACUUCGGCGAGCGCAAUGGUUAUCUCAAGGGUGUCGUGACGGAGAUCAUCCACGAUCCAGGCCGUGGUGCUCCGCUCGCUCGGGUCGUUUUCCGACAUCCUUUCCGGUACAAGAAGCAGAAGGAACUCUUCGUCGCCGCCGAGGGUAUGUACACCGGUCAGUUCGUGUACUGUGGUAAGAGGGCCUCUCUCGUUGUCGGCAAUGUUCUUCCUCUCAGGUCCAUUCCUGAGGGAGCUGUCGUUUGCAACGUCGAGCAUCAUGUCGGCGAUCGUGGUGUGUUCGCUAGGGCUUCCGGUGAUUACGCUAUUGUUAUCGCCCACAAUCCUGACAACGAUACCACCAGGAUCAAGCUCCCAUCUGGGUCUAAGAAGAUUGUACCGAGUGGUUGCAGAGCCAUGGUUGGCCAAGUUGCCGGUGGAGGAAGAACGGAGAAGCCUCUCCUCAAGGCCGGAAAUGCCUACCACAAGUUCAGAGUGAAGAGAAACUGCUGGCCGAAGGUCCGUGGUGUGGCGAUGAACCCAGUUGAACAUCCUCAUGGAGGAGGUAACCACCAGCACAUUGGUCACGCCAGCACAGUCAGACGUGAUGCCCCUCCUGGUCAAAAGGUUGGUCUCAUUGCUGCGAGGAGAACCGGUCGUCUCAGAGGUCAAGCCGCCGCCACUGCUGCCAAGGCCGACUAGGCUUGAUUGUAAGAGCUUUCCUCUCGGUUUUGUUUCUUGGGUUAUAUUAUUGUUUCACAAUCUUCUGGGACCGUUUGCUUUUGUCUGUUACUUCAGAACAAGUUUUGAUGUUGGAACUUUGUGGACUUAAGUGCCAUGGCAUGGAGAAAGAGUUUUGCAUAUUUGUUGUCUGAUUGUUU
Tarenaya hassleriana is the source of this 1002-nucleotide messenger RNA. Its product is annotated as 60S ribosomal protein L8-3-like. Gene Ontology annotation, molecular function: structural constituent of ribosome; RNA binding. Gene Ontology annotation, biological process: cytoplasmic translation. Lineage: Eukaryota; Viridiplantae; Streptophyta; Magnoliopsida; Brassicales; Cleomaceae. The transcript has 2 exons. The record is from RefSeq and is a predicted model, not a curated record. The coding region runs from base 47 to 823 and encodes 258 amino acids. Gene Ontology annotation, cellular component: ribosome; cytosolic large ribosomal subunit.